CUUUUUACUUUUGAGUAGUGAUAUUUGGAAUAUAAUAAGUUAAAGAUAAUUAAUGCAGGAGGAGUAAUCUAAAAAAGUAGAUCCUAUGGAAGCAUUUAGAAAAAAAGAGGAUUAUAGAGAGGCAUGUCAGAAAUUAGAUGGGUUGCACUCUUAAAAUAAAGAAAAUGAUGAAACUAAAUAUUUGAUGCUAUUCAAGAAAUAAGAAACUUCCCGAAAGGAUUUGUGUGUAAUAAUAAGAGUAUAUAAUGGGAAUAUGUUAUGGAUGUAAAAAAUUGAUAGAGCAGCAUUAGAUGAAAUGAUUUUAAAAACUGACAUCAAAGGAACUUAUUCAUCCUUUUGUGAAUUAAUCAGAUUUGCGAUUAGUGAAAAUUCAUAUGAUUUUGUUCAAUUCGAAGCUCAAUUAGAUAUCGUUCUAUACUUCUCCCUCCAAAGGCAUGUUUAACUAAAAGGAUAAAUACCAUUAGAUUAAGGACUGCCAAUAACAAAUGAUGAAGACACUAGAAAAAUACAAUUUUAAUUUGUUUGCGAUUUAGUCGAUGUUUUAAAAGCUACUCAAUUAUAAUUUACAAAAGAAAUUGAAGUGAAUACAAUUAGGAAGAAAAAAAAUGAAUAAAUGAUAGAUGUAGAGUAACCACCACUCCAAAAGCCUCCUCCUCCACCAAAGAAAAACUUACUUACUAUUGGUUAAGAGAUUUUGACCACUCCAGAAGUAAUACUGCCAAGAAAAGGUCCUUAUGGUAUACCCUUUUAUGGGAACCAAUAUGUAUAAUUUCCUUCAAAUGCCGAUUUAGUCAAUCCAAAUAAAAAAAAGAGAAAAACAAAUGGGGGAAAAAUUGAUUGA
Molecule: messenger RNA, 841 nt
Organism: Paramecium tetraurelia
Lineage: Eukaryota; Ciliophora; Oligohymenophorea; Peniculida; Parameciidae
Exons: 1
Source: RefSeq, a predicted model, not a curated record